This is a messenger RNA of Closterium sp. Naga37s-1, 1080 nucleotides long. The record is from the annotation of a GenBank genome assembly. Lineage: Eukaryota; Viridiplantae; Streptophyta; Zygnematophyceae; Desmidiales; Closteriaceae.
AUGGAGGCUUAUCCUGCUUCGCGCCACCCGCUACACGCCCGCUUGCACUCUGAAACCACCCUUCGCGCCCCCGCGUCCAAUCACCAAUGGCGGCCCUUAGUUCCGACGUCUCGCUAUCAGCUUCUCCGGCAUUCUGUAUCGCUACGGUGGUCGCGUCUACCCGGUCGGCAGAGCGGGAGCCACGCGCGGAGCCGCGGUCACUUCAGCCGGCUCGUCGCUGCCGCGAGCGGCGAAGACGCGAAUGGAACUGCUGCGAACGAAGCAGAUAAUAUCGGGGAUAAGGGUGCAGGGGCGAGUGCAAAGGCGGAGAGCGCGGAGCUGGCGGACAUCCUGGCGCGCGUGCACGAGGAGAUGGCGGAGGCCACCCGCGCCCAGGCGGACGGGCGCGCGUCGAUCCUGCGGAGCAUGGGGCGCGAGGGCGGCGCGGAGGGCGAGGCGGGCGAGCAGCUGCUGCUGGAGCUGCUGCAGGCGGAGGAGCAACUGCGCAUGCGCGCGCCGGGGGACGCGGAGGAGGCGGAGGAGGACGCAGGGUCUUGGGAAGGAAGCGACGGCGCGCAAGGCGGAAAGGAAUACAGGCUCCCCCCACCCUUCUUCCCACGUCCUACUGGCUCCGCGGCCCUCCCCGCCGCUUCUGCAGCGCCUGCCGCUGCUGGCGGCGAUGGGGAGAGUGAUGAGAGCAGAGGCGCGGGCAUCGAUCGGGGGAGUGAGGGCGCGGGUCAACUCGAGACGCGGCAGGAGCUGGGGGAAGGUGGCGAGGAGGGCGGUAGGGGGACGGGGGAGCAGGAGGUGCCGGAGGGGUCAGUGGUGCGGGAGCAGCUGGCGGGGCGGCCAGAGCUGUGGCGCGGCGUGCACGUGGCGGGGGCAACGUGGGCGGUCGCGGGGGUAGCAGAAGGGGCGGGGGCUGGGCCAGGGCGAGGGGAGAGACCGGGGGAAGGAGGAGCGGGGGCGGCUGGGCCAGGGCAAAGCGGAGGGGGGGAGGCAGGGGCAGGCAUCGGAACGUACCUGCAGGCGCGCGCGCUGCUGUGGAACAUGGCGAAGAGCAUGGAGCAGCUUGACAGCGGGCUGUCCGCCCGCCACAAG